CUUGAAUGACAUCAGCACCUUUGUUUACUACCCGGGUGCAGCAGCUGCUAAAGCUACGUGUGCUUUGUUGAACAUUUCAGAAUACCUCAGCUCAGCUUCCAACGAUACUGUUUUCCACACUAGUUGGAAACGUUUUUUUUUCUCUCUCUGGUUAAUAUUUAGGUAGCUUCCUGGAGAGCAUGUCGUCAAACGCAGCUGUACAGGACUGCACAGAUGCGAGGCGGGACAAUGGAGAACAAUCAGCCGGGUCUUUGUCUGCCUCCAGUACCAUGGACGUUGAUGCCAAAUCCUCCUCUCACAGCUUUAGAUACAGUCUCAACUUUCCCUCCAUCGGCCAGUGCAUCAUCAUCAACAACAAGAACUUUGACCGAACCACAGGCAUGAAUCAGCGAAAUGGCACGGAUGUGGAUGCAGCCAAUGCAAUGAAAGUUUUUUCAAAGUUGGGCUACAAAGUGAAGGUUUACAAUGAUCAGACGGUGGAUCAGAUGAAACAGGUUUUAAUAGCCGCGUCAAAGGACGACCACAGCCACUCGGCCUCCUUUGUCUGCAUUCUCUUGAGUCACGGAGACGAGGGCGUGUUCUUCGGCACCGAUGGCUUCGUAGAGCUCAAGUACUUGACGUCGCUUUUCCGCGGCGAUCGCUGUAAAACACUGGUGGGAAAGCCCAAACUCUUCUUCAUCCAGGCCUGCAGAGGCACUGAGCUGGAUGGAGGCAUCGAAUCAGACAACCCAGAUGACGGCACUACAAAGAUCCCCGUGGAAGCAGACUUCCUCUAUGCCUUCUCGACAGCACCAGGCUACUACUCAUGGAGGAAUACUAUGAGUGGAUCUUGGUUCAUGCAGUCGCUGUGUGAAGCUAUCAGCAAAUAUGGAAAAGAAUUGGAGAUCCUGCACAUCAUGACACGAGUGAACCACAAGGUGGCAGUAGAGUUUGAGUCUAUCUCCAAUUCCCCAGGCUUUCAUGCAAAGAAACAAAUUCCCUGCAUUGUGUCCAUGCUGACCAAAGAGAUGUACUUUUUCUCUUGAUUUAGCCAUAACAUGAGAACGCUGAAGCCUGGUUGUCAUUCAUCUGCCCAGGAAAGCCUUUGGGGUGUGUCAUCUUAAAUGUGUCGUUCGAAAUGAAUAUCACAAAAAUGACACAUUUCCAGAGAGCAGAUGUGAUGCAACACAGCAAUCUCAUUUCACCAGCUUGGCAUUAUAAGGUUCUUACUUUGUGGAGUUUAUGUGGCAUAUGCAUGCUUCGUCUCUUUAUGUCAGCAGCCGGUGCUUCAACACACGUUACCUGGAAAAAAAGUUAUUUUUAACGCUUUUUCAUAAGAACCCGAACACUUCAGGAUCUUCUGACAAAAAAAAAAACAAUGGGUUCAUUGAGUUGUAAUGUUUCAGGGUAGAACUAUUAGAUGCAUCUUUGCUAUUUAAAGUACACAUUUCAGAGAAAUAUUUCUGGAGCCAUUUUCUUUCAAUAUUGGGAACCUGUUGUAUUUGUGUAAUCAUAGAACUAAUAAUGAGCUUGACAUAUUUCUCAAUCACUGUUGCAUUGUAAGAUGAGUGUAUGAGUGGGUUUGCUACGAUAAUGUAACGUAACAUUAAUGUUUUGCUCGCCAUUCAUCUUAUUUUCAAUGUGUUAUGUCUCCUCUGCCCUUUCAGUGUGAGUUCACCAGACUCGCUGAGCAAUCCAAAUGUAAUGAGCCAUUCUCUGGAUUAGUUUGAUAAGUGAUGAGCUCACCUGAACUCGGUUAGUAGGUUUAUUUGUGGUAAAGUAAGGAAAAUCUUGUUAUUUGACAUGUAGGCAUGAAACUAAGAACUUUGAGCCUUUUACACUUUCAACAUGUGUGUGUGUAGACUUUUAUCCUGUUUACCUUCAGUGAAUGGGAUCUAAAACAGCAGAGUAAAGGCUGACUGAUCUCUGCAGCCAUUCAUUCUUAAUGCUCAUCCUCAUAUUCCAUUUUGAGUUGUGAUUAAAUAUCCAAGCUGGCCUCAAAUGGAAAAUGUUUAGGAUAAAAAAAAAAACUAAAAAGAAACUAUUAUAUCAGGAAAAGAGCUCUGGGGCUUAACUGACCAAUAUGAUUAGAAUAAUAAUAAAUGUAGUCAUUGAUAUUCAGACUUAAAAUGAAUUAUCAGGGUUAUUCUUUAAAAUGUUUUUUGUUUAAUUUGUUUUAACAGUUGAUCCAACUGAACAACUAAAGUAAUUUGAAUAUGUUAACUUGAGAAGAAUAAUGAUGUGGCUUUCUCAAUUAACAUUUAGCCAUUUGGAUUUUAAUUUGUUAAAGUGAGCUACUUGAAAAAGCUUUUGUUAAAGUUAAAUAAAUGUGUCUGGCCUUAAAGGUGUUGUGACAUUAAGAAAAUAAGGGGGGGGGGGUGGACACCCACAUGUGGAAAAUCAAUCCAUGCCACAGAUUGUACAUGGCUAAAAAAAAAAAAAAAUGAUAUAGGAUUUCAGAAGUACUGUGUUGUUUAACUCAGGUUUUUACGGACCAAUAUUCUUUUUCUUAUUGUACUGAGGGGGUUUUACCUUUUGGAUCACACAAAACACACUCUGCUGAUGUUCUGAUCCUGAGCUGAGGUUGUUUGUGUAAAUGGGCAGUUACAGCCAGUAAGCUGUAGGGUUUUUAAAAUGUUGAAAUCAUUUUUAGACCUGGACAAUCUCACAAUGCAGGUUUUCUUAUACAAAAGCUUGAUGUGAACAUUUUGGGGGAAUUUCUUCUACAACUGUUCUUUACACAGUGUAUUUUGAUCUUAGUGUCUUUUUUCACCUGAAAAAUAAAGAAACACUCCCACUUGUUUACUAUGAAGCAGUGGA
This is a messenger RNA of Menidia menidia (Atlantic silverside), 2799 nucleotides long. NCBI's taxonomy places the organism in Eukaryota, Metazoa, Chordata, Actinopteri, Atheriniformes, Atherinopsidae. The record is from the annotation of a GenBank genome assembly.